AUGACCAUGAAGACUAUAUUUUUCUGGUAUUGUCGACCACCAGUUAUAGGUGGUGUUUGGAGCAAGUCUGCAUUUGGCGUUUACACGCCAUGUGCCAUUGACUCACUUGUGCUCUCUAUUUCUCACAUGCUUCUUCUAGCUCUAUGUAUGUAUAGAAUUUGGCUCAUCUUCUACAAAUAUAAAUCACAAAGGUUUUGCUUCAAGUCUAACAUCUUCAACUAUUUCUUAUCUUUUUUGGCUACUUACUUUGCCAUUGAGCCUUUGUUUAAAUUGAUAGCCAAAAUUCCAAUCUUCAAUUUAGAUGCCCAACAACCUGGAUUUGCCCCAUUUGAGGUGGUUAACUCGAUGAUUCGAGCUCUUACAUGGGGCUCCAUGCUUGUAAUGUUGGUUGUUGAAACCAAAGUUUACAUAUUUCAAUUUCGAUGGGCCAUUAGGUUUGGGGUUGUUUACGUAUUAGUGGCCAAGAUUGUAAUGCUCAAUUUAAUUCUUUCAGUCAGGGAUAUGUACAAGAGAUAUAUUCUAUGUUUGUACAUCAUUGAAGUCUUCUUCCAGGCUUUAUUUGGUGUUCUCUUACUUGCAUAUUUUCCUAGCUUAGAUGUUCUCAGUAAUGAAGGUACAGAUGUGAUUACUAAUAAACUUGUGGAUACUUUAGAAAAUGAAGAACUUGUCCAAGGAGAACAUUUAUGUCCCGAGCGACAUGCAAACUUAUAUUCAAAAAUGACUUUCGCAUGGAUGAAUCACAUAAUAAAGAUAGGAUACAAAAGACCUCUGACAGAGAAGGAUGUAUGGAAAUUGGAUACAUGGGACCAAACUGAAACAUUAUUCAAUUGCUUUCAAAGAACUUGGGAGGAAGAAUGUAAAAAGUCCAAACCAUAUCUUCUUAGAGCGUUACAUAGUAGCUUUGGAGGAAGGUUUUGGUUUGGUGGCCUGUGGAAGACUGGCAGUGAUGUUUCUCAAUUUGUGGGACCUGUCCUUUUAUGUAAACUUUUAGAGUGCAUACAGCGUGGAGAUCCACCUAGAAUUGGUUACAUUUAUGCCUUCUCAAUAUUUGUAGGAGUGCUAUUUGGAGUGUUAUGUGAAGCACAAUAUCUUCAUAAUGUAAUGCGUGUUGGUUUUCGAUUGAGAUCAGUCUUGGUUGCGUCUAUUUUUCGUAAAUCAAUGAGGUUAACCCAUGAGGAUAGCAACAAAUUUGGUACAGGAAAGAUAACCAACUUGAUGACUUCCGAUACUGCAGCACUUGAGAAUAUAACCAAGUCACUUCACGAAUUAUGGUCAUCUAUAUUUCGUAUAAUAGUUGCAAUGGUUCUCAUAUACCGCCAAUUGGGGGUUUCAUCACUUCUUGGUGCAUCAUUGCUUAUUCUUUUGUUUCCCAUCCAGAAACUCGUGACCAAUAGAUUGCGGAAACAAUCCAAAGAGCAGUUGCAAUGUACAGACAAGAGAAUUGGUCUUAUCAAUGAGAUUUUAGCUGCAAUGGAGACAGUGAAAUAUUAUGUUUGGGAGAGUAGUUUUCAAUCCAAAGUACAAAGCAUUCGAAAGUUGGAAUUGUCAUGGUUUCAGAAAGCAGCAUUUCUCAAAUCGAUCAAUAGUUUCAUAGUUCAUAUCAUUCCUUGUUUGGUGGUUGUGACUUCCUUUGGAUUAUUCACAGUUUUUGAAGGAAACUUGACUCCAUCUAGAGCAUAUACAUCCCUUUCACUGCUUUCAGUACUCAUAUUUUCUUUAUGCAUGUUUUUCGGUGCAAUACCUCAGGUGGUAAAUGCGGUUGUAUCGUUAAAGCGUGUGGAGGAGUUAGUUGUAGCUAAAGAGAGAAUUGUACUUCCAAAUCCACCAUUAAAUCCAGACCUUCCAUCCAUCUUAAUAAAGAAUGGAAACUUUGCUUGGGAUAUAAAUCAUGUAAGGUUCACGUUGUCAAACAUUAAUUUGGAGAUACCAAUGGGUAGCUUAGUGGGAGUUGUUGGAAGUACAGGGGAAGGAAAGACAUCACUACUAUCAGCCAUGCUUGGAGAACUUCCACCAGUACCUAGGGAUGCGGAUGCAAAUGCUUCUGUUUUUAUUCAAGGAGAUGUUGCUUAUGUUCCACAAGUUUCAUGGAUUUUUAAUGCAACAGUGCGUGAGAAUAUUUUAUUUGGUUCUCCAUUUGAUUCUGCCAAAUAUGAAAAGACAAUCGAUAUAACUGCAUUACACCUUGACAUUGACUUACUACCAGGUGGUGAUCUUACUGAAAUUGGAGAAAGAGGAGUGAAUAUCAGCGGUGGUCAAAAACAAAGAGUUUCAUUGGCAAGGGCAGUCUACUCCAAUUCUGAUGUAUACAUUUUUGAUGAUCCUUUUAGUGCUCUUGAUGCUCAUGUCGCUACUCAGGUUUUUGAAAAAUGCAUUAACGGAGAAUUAAGAGGGAAGACUAGAGUUGUUGUGACCAACCAACUACACUUUCUACCUCAAUUUGACAAAAUUAUCCUCCUUCAUGAAGGCAUGGUGAAGGAGGAAGGAACGUAUGAAGAACUAAAAGAAAACGGGAAGUUGUUCCAAACGCUAAUGAAAAAUGCAGGAGUAUCAAAAGAAAGUGAUGAAGUUUGGGAAGACGGAGAAACCAAUGGUACUAAAAAAUCAUCAUCAGGACUUCCACUUGCUAAUAACGAGAUCGAAAAUGAUUCUGUAGAUGCUACUACAUCACAAUACCUUACUAGGCAACAAAACACUACUCUGAUCAUGCAAGAAGAACGAGAAACGGGCCUACUUGGUUGGAAUAUUGUACUUAGAUACAUGAAGGCAUUAGGAGGUGUUUGGGUUGUUAUUAUACUCCUCGUGUAUUUGGUUUUGUCAAUCACUCUUACAAUUCUUGAGAACCUAUGGUUGAAGAAAUGGACUGGCCAACGUAGCUUAGGACGAACUCAAACUUUAUACAACAACGCCAUAUAUGCCGUCUUGUUAUUUAGUCUGGUAUUGUUGAGACUACUAUAUUCUAUAUGGUUCAUCACGUCGAGCCUACAUGCAGCUAGAACGUUGCACGACCAAAUGCUUUUGUCUACUAUAAAAGCUCCAAUGUUGUUCUUUAACAUCAAUCCUCUUGGUAGGAUCGUCAAUCGAUUUUCGAAGGAUAUAGGGGAGAUUGAUAGAAUCAUUCCACAACGUCUCCAUGUGCUUUUGGAGCAAAUUUCAUCUAUCCUUUGUACUUUCAUCUUGAUUGGAAUUUUGAGCACUCUAUCGUUGUGUGCAAUCUUUCCUCUUAUCUUAUGCUUUUAUGUAGUCUAUUUAUACUACCAGAGGACAUCUCGCGAAGUACGACGACUAGACUCGAUAAGUAGAUCUCCUGUUUAUGCACAAUUUACUGAAGCUCUAAAUGGGGUAUCAACCAUUCGUGCAUACAAAGCUUAUGAUAGGAUUGUUGAAACCAAUGGAAAAUCUAUGGACAACAACAUUAGAUUUAGCCUUGCGAUGAUAAGUGGAAACCAAUGGCUAGCCAUUCGCUUACAAACUGUGGGAGCUCUAAUGAUUUGGCUUACAACAACUUUUGCAGUGAUGAGGAAUAGCAAAGAAAAAAACCAACAAGCAUUUGCAACCACCAUGGGACUUCUAAUUACAAAUGUUUUAACUAUUACUUCUUUGUUGACAGAUGUACUCACACUUGGAAGUAUGGUUGAAAAUAGUUUAAACUCGGUCGAGCGCGUUGGGAGGUAUAUAGAUUUAGCUUCGGAAGCACCAUCAAUUAUCGAGAGCAAUCGACCGCCCUCGGGAUGGCCUUCGUUUGGAGUUAUAAAAUUUGAUAGUGUUGUUUUACGCUAUAGACCCGAACUCCCACCCGUCUUGCAUGGGAUCUCUUUUAGUGUUCUUUCUAAGGAAAAGGUUGGAAUAGUUGGACGGACUGGGGCUGGAAAAUCAAGCAUACUUAAUGCUUUAUUUCGUAUUGUUGAACUAGAUACAGGAAGAAUAUUCAUUGAUGGUUUGGACAUUGCAAAAUUUGGAUUGUGGGAUUUGAGAAAAGUUGUUGGGAUUAUACCACAGUCACCUGUUCUUUUUUCAGGAAGUGUUAGGUUUAAUCUAGAUCCAUUCCAAGAACACGCUGACUUUGAUCUUUGGGAAGUUCUUGAGAGGACACAUUUAAUGGAUGUCAUAAGGAGGAAUACGUUGGGCUUGGAUGCUGAGGUUUUAGAGGGUGGACAGAAUUUUAGUGUUGGGCAAAGGCAACUAUUAAGCCUUGCUAGAGCACUUCUUCGACGAUCAAAAAUACUUGUUCUUGAUGAAGCAACUGCGGCGGUUGAUGUACAAACUGAUGCCUUAAUUCAGAAAAGUAUUAAGGAAGAGUUUAAAUCUUGUACAAUGCUCACUAUUGCACAUAGAUUAAAUACCAUCAUAGACUGUGAUCGAAUUCUUCUACUUGAGUUUGGACAGGUGUUGGAGUACGACACUCCAGAACAACUUUUAUCGAAUCAAGAAAGUGGUUUUUCAAAGAUUGUUCAAAGUACAGGAGUUACCAAUGCCCAAUACUUGCACAAAUUAGUAUUUGAAGGUCAAGACAACAUAGAAACAAGCAAGGAAAUGUGAACAUAUAUCAUAUAUAAUAAUGUAAUUAAAUUCUUCUUAAUUAGAAUCGAAUUAUUGUAUUGUGAACAAAUAUCAUAUAUAUUAAUGUAAUUAAAUUCUUCUUAAUUAGA
Cucumis melo (muskmelon) is the source of this 4646-nucleotide messenger RNA. Its product is annotated as ABC transporter C family member 2-like. The record is from RefSeq and is a predicted model, not a curated record. The transcript is spliced from 26 exons. Gene Ontology annotation, cellular component: membrane. Gene Ontology annotation, molecular function: ABC-type transporter activity; ATP binding; ATP hydrolysis activity. Gene Ontology annotation, biological process: transmembrane transport. Bases 1 to 4536 code for a protein of 1511 amino acids. NCBI's taxonomy places the organism in Eukaryota, Viridiplantae, Streptophyta, Magnoliopsida, Cucurbitales, Cucurbitaceae.